AUGGCGAAGGAGAAGAAAGAAAGGUUAAUGGAAAGUAAGAUAACUGGAAGUGGUUUUGAAGCAAGAGGAAGCAAAAAACCGCCAAAAAUGGAGAUUCAUGAAAAGGGUUCUGUGCUUCAAGUCUUUCUAACAUGUGGGGUCGAUUACCACUUUGUUUUCUGUGAAAUUAUCAGAAUAUUGCAUGAAGAGAAUAUUGAGGUAAUCGCUACCAGUUCUACGAUUGUUGGAGAUUCAGCGAUUCACGUUGUGCACGGAGAGGUUGGGCAAUCUAUGAUCCAUUCUGGAGUUAGCAAAGUGAGUGAGAAGCUGAAAUUGUUCGUAAAUGGAUCAAUCUGUAAUGAAGAAAUGGAGGCUGGAAGGUUAUGGGAUUCAGAAGUUGGAACUACUCUUCCAUGGCUGCUUCUAGAUCCAACCCUAGAUAAUGCCUUACCACCAAAUCCUUAG
This is a messenger RNA of Vigna unguiculata (cowpea), 444 nucleotides long. Its product is annotated as transcription factor bHLH162-like. Gene Ontology annotation, cellular component: RNA polymerase II transcription regulator complex. The record is from RefSeq and is a predicted model, not a curated record. Gene Ontology annotation, molecular function: DNA-binding transcription factor activity, RNA polymerase II-specific; protein dimerization activity; RNA polymerase II transcription regulatory region sequence-specific DNA binding. Lineage: Eukaryota; Viridiplantae; Streptophyta; Magnoliopsida; Fabales; Fabaceae. Gene Ontology annotation, biological process: regulation of transcription by RNA polymerase II.